AUGGCAUCAAAUUCAACAGCGGCCCUCGGGCCGCUCGAUACACUCAACACCACCACCAACUCUACAAUAACUUCAACCUCGCCGCUCUCAUUCUUUCAGGACCUCGACUUUAUGAUUCUGGAGCUCAAACUGGUCCUCUCCGCACUGGGAAUAAUCUAUCUCGGCUCUCACGCUGCUAUCCGCCGCCCACCAUCCGCCUCGCCCCCAAAGAAGAAACCUGGCCAAAAGUCUGAAGACGAUGACCGCUUCUCACAGGGCCUCGAGCCCUCUGACGCAAUCAUGUUCCCCAUCAUGGCAGCCAUCACGCUCGUGGGACUGUACUAUCUCAUUCAGUGGCUCAAGGAUCCGGCCAUUUUGAACAAGAUACUCAGGUACUACAUGUCCACCAUGUCGGUAGCCAGUGUCUUGACGCUAUACGCCCAUGGUAUGGACGUGGGCACAUCAUUCAUCUUCCCUAGCUAUUGGCGCGGUAGAGACGGGUCCCUACGAAAGGUUGAUCAGCGAAAUAAGACUGUGCAAGUUUGCGACGACUUUGGGAACGCGGGUGCCGUGACGGAAAUGAACCCUUUCCCCGGGCCGUUAGGUAUUUUCGCUGCCACAGAGAGAGCCAAGAAGGCGGCUUGGGAGCUGAGGAGCCUGUUCACUAGAAACUGGACGAUCAAGCUCUUCAUUCAUGGGAUGGGCGAGGAGUCUGCCAAGAUUCGCUUUUCCCAUAUGAUGGCGUUGCUGUUCUCGCUGAUGACGGCCCUGGUUUACUUCUCGACAGAGUCGGCCUUUUUGUCGAACAUGUUGGGAUAUGGCAUGUGUUAUGGGAGUUUCUUGAUCUUGUCGCCGACGGACUUUUUGACGGGGAGCUUGGUGCUUUGGGGUUUGUUCUUUUACGACAUAUUCAUGGUGUUUUAUACUCCGUACAUGAUUACUGUUGCGACGACUCUCGAAGUUCCCAUCAAGCUCACCUUUGAAGCCGCAUCACGCAAAAGUAUCCUCGGUCUUGGAGACAUUGUCAUCCCCGGCAUGGUUAUUGGUUGGGCACUUCGUCUGGAUUUGUGGCUACACUACGUUCGCAAAAUCAAGUAUGAAUCAACUGACCUCACCAUUGUUGAAAUGGAGCCCUCCUCUGGUGAAAUCGUCAAACGCAGCGAGACAAAACAUAAAGAAGUCAAAGCUCGGUACAUCGAUGUGAAGAACAAGUGGGGUGAGGGUCUCUGGACACGCGAGAGUUUGUUCCUUUCACGGCCUUCGCAGCUUCCCGUUGAAUUGGCGGGUGCUCGAUUCAACAAGACGUAUUUCCACGCCUCCAUGAUAGGAUACGCUCUUGGAAUGGGUGUGACCCUGGCCAUGUUGCUGGUGUUUAAGCGCGGUCAGCCAGCGUUGCUGUACCUUGUUCCUGGCGUUUUGGGCUCGUUGGUGUUUACGGCGCUCGUCAGGGGGGAAUGGAAGGAUAUGUGGAAAUACACUGAAGAUGGGAGUCUGGAUGUGGAGGACGUGAUUGUUGACUUGGACUGGGAGGGGAAGGCUAUCAAGACGAUAGGACCUUUGGAGGAUGGUGUUGUGGACACGACCAAGGACAAGAACAAGAACAAGAAGGGCGAGGAGAAGAAGAAGAAGGGUGGGGAUGAGAAGGAAACAGAUGAGGAAGUGGAAGUGAGGAAGUACGCCGAUACAUGGGGGCAUAAGGUGUUUUCGUUGUCGAUAGAAGUGCCCCCGGAGAGUGAGGAGGCGUAA
Pochonia chlamydosporia 170 is the source of this 1725-nucleotide messenger RNA. RefSeq names its product intramembrane protease 2. Lineage: Eukaryota; Fungi; Ascomycota; Sordariomycetes; Hypocreales; Clavicipitaceae. Gene Ontology annotation, cellular component: membrane; lumenal side of endoplasmic reticulum membrane; cytoplasmic side of endoplasmic reticulum membrane. Gene Ontology annotation, biological process: membrane protein proteolysis. Bases 1 to 1725 code for a protein of 574 amino acids. Gene Ontology annotation, molecular function: aspartic endopeptidase activity, intramembrane cleaving. The record is from RefSeq and is a predicted model, not a curated record. The transcript has 2 exons.